UUUGUUCCUAGAUAUUUACUACAAUUUGCAAUAAAAAAUUACUCCAAAUUUGUUGUGACGUAUUAUGGAAUUUUUUCACAAUGGUAAACAACUUGAGAACAUAUACUGAUUAAAUCUGUUCAUGAAAAAAAUAAUAAACAGCGUAUGCGUGAGGCGUGAGUGUACAAAAAAGUACUCCAAAAGGGAGGCGUCAACAAAUCAGCUGUCAGACCGGUUGCUACAUUUUGUUGAAGCACGUGCGCAAUGGUGUAGACCACUACUUAUAUUAUAUUUUUAAGAAAUAUUGUUAUAGAACUUGAGAGAUGUAGAGAAUGCACAUACCAUAGACAAGCACAGACUAUGUAGUAUAUAGUUCGAACGUGAAUUUAUACAUGAGACUUUUGUCGUGUUUGUUUCGCGCCAUAUCGGUUAUUAGUUCGUUUGCUACGUACCUGUCCAGCCGCGUUUGUUCAUCUCAUAACGAAUGAACUGUGGAAUAAAUACAUUGGUUAAUUAAUUACAUGUUAAAGGUAAUGCUCUAAUAAUAAAAUUAAUCACGACCAAUAAUAACUGUGCUUCGGUGUUAGUGACGUUUAUAGUUUAAAAAGUGAGUUUUAACAACUCCGCGUACGUGUAAGUUUUGCAAGUAGUAAGUUUAGGAAACUUAUCAAAAUAGUACUGAAUUAACCUAUACUUAAAAUCGUUGCCGUGUUUUGAAAUAUAUGUAACAACCACCUGUGGUAGCACAAAUGGAUUUCAGAAUGCUAACCAAACACGAUCGAGUUAAUUGUAAAUUAGAUGCAGGAGCAGGGGAUAUUUGCUUGAAAGAACGUAUUUUGGGGGAUUGGUGCAAGUUUCCAAAAAUGAAGUGCGCCUGUUCUCAAUCGCCGGGAUAUAAACGGCUUGAGGAACGUAUCCUGGAGUACGACGCCACCAUUUCCGAAGAUAAAGAUUCCUCCAAUGAGAAAGAGUCAUGAAUUAUUGCUCUGUCUUAUAAUGAUGACGGUAGUUGGCAAAGUGUUAUUGUCGAAAAGAGUUUGUGCUCUAGUGACCUUUGUCAGCUGCUGGCCCUGAAAAAUAGACUCGCUAAAAGUGCCAACUGGAGCAUCAUAGAAUAUUGGGUGGAUUUGGGUCUAGAAAGAACAGUGGAAGAUCACGAGUAUGUUUUGUCGGCCCAUAGAGAUAUACAAAUGUAUUCUAGACACGCCAAAGUUAGGUUCAUGUUUAGAAAAGACUUUAGGAAAUACGAAUUUUUCCACAAUCCACAGCAAUUCUUCCCUUCCGACAUGAUAGACAUUGAGGGCGAAGAAUUCCGUAGGUUUAACGUCAACUUUUCCAAGCGUUUGGAGCACUUGAUAGUGGAGGAGGGCAAAUGCCCAAUUGUGUGUUCGCCUAUAUGGGUCCGCGACGCUAAAAAACAAGUUUGGGGAAAAGCAUUCUUGCUCCUGAAGGACAAAAAGCUGUACCUAUCGUAUAAGGUGCACGCUCUGGCCAAGUUCUUGCGAGCGGCAAAGUCCAAGGACAAUACGGUAAGCUUCAGUCUUUCAAUCCAUUUAAAUGCAUUUAAUUUCAGUAGGUAUUUAAAUAAUAAUAAUAAUAAUAGCCAUAAAAACUCGUAUGACUCAUGCGGCUUGAACUACAGUAAUUAUCGUCUCGUGCCGUUGCUGGCGAAGCAAAAAAUAUUAGUGUACAAAAACUUUACUAUUAAAUGUAUAUAGUUGGAACGUUCUUCUUUCUUAUUUUCACUUGGGACUGUAGUCAUUACAGAUAAAAUGAAAAGAGAUGAUAGAUACAAAGUAAUCAGGUGUAGGUUUAUAAUUUUUUGGGGGUUCAGUAAAGGCUUUCUGAGUUUUCAAACUGAUCGUGUGGGAAUAAUUGGUAUGUCGUCGUGUUAUACACAGUGAGUUGUAAAAAAUUGAUAAUAGACUAGGAUCGUCACCAAAAAGUUCAGUGCGUUGUAAAUAUUAGUUCUUGGAUUGAUUCAUAUGGUGUAAUGACGUAAACUCAUUCUCCUAAUAAGUAUAGUAUAGAAAAGCGUGUCCAACCUGUCUUAGGACUGACAACCUUAUGAUGAGCUCCGUUUUUACUCACCAAGUGAUUUGAUAAGUAAAUUUUUACUAUAUUUAUGGUUUGUAAGUUAAUUCAGGUAUUUUUAUUUUUCUUGAACUUUUAUUUGCAAUAUUAGAAAAUAACAAUAGAUUCCUAAGUUGCCCAAACUGAAUUUAUUUUGGUAAAAGGGGAGAGGUUACAGCGCCUCAGAUUUGCUACUGCAACCAACUGUACUACCUAUAACAAUAUAUCUCUGCAUGUUUCUUAAUAACUAUUGUAAUUAUUCCUUUAA
Messenger RNA from Agrilus planipennis (emerald ash borer), 2320 nucleotides. RefSeq names its product growth factor receptor-bound protein 14-like. The record is from RefSeq and is a predicted model, not a curated record. The transcript is spliced from 7 exons. Lineage: Eukaryota; Metazoa; Arthropoda; Insecta; Coleoptera; Buprestidae. Gene Ontology annotation, biological process: signal transduction.